CUAAGAAGCUCAAUUCCUCCAUUCUCUCUUUCUUGAUUUGGACUUGUUCUGUUUGUUUUUAGAGUUUUUUUCCCUCUCCCUUUCUUCUGUCUGAGUGUCUUUGUGGUUUGCUGGUGUUUUUGGUCCUGUGCCCUGUGACAGUGGCGGCUUAGCGUCGCUAACAUUCCUCUCUAGACGUUGUUUGUGUGCAACUAGAAGAUCGCUCUUUUCAUUUUGUGAGAAUAAUCAUCCUUUUUGAAUCCAAUUAGGAUACAUUUGUGUCCCUCGCAGUUUUCAUUUGAAGAUUGCCGUAUCUUCAAACUCUUCUUGUAAACAAUGUCAAUCUAUGUUGACGAGACAGAUCUUGAUGACCCUGAACCAGACUUUCAGCCUAGGCAUGUCGUAGUGAAAAAAGGGAAAGAUGUUAAAACUGAAUACGCCCUGAAUGAAGAACUUGGAAGGGGCAAAUUCGGCACCGUUCAUCGGUGUACCGAAAAAGCUACGGGCAAGGUGUUUGCUGCCAAAUUCAUCACAACCUUGAAACCCCAGGAUCGUAAAGAUGUGGAACGGGAAGUGGAAAUCAUGACAGUCCUUCAACAUCCUCGUCUUCUGCAACUGUAUGAUGCGUUUGACGAUGGAAAAAAGACUAUGUGUCUGAUUCUAGAAAUCAUAGAAGGCGGUGAGUUGUUCGAAAGAGUGAUUGAUGAAGAUUUCGUACUCACAGAGAAAGCUGUGACUAUCUUUAUGAGGCAAAUAUGCGAAGGGGUUGAUUAUAUGCACUCAAAAAAUAUUCUCCAUUUAGAUAUGAAGCCCGAGAAUGUCUUGUGUAUUAGUCGCACGGGCAACAGGAUCAAGUUGAUUGACUUCGGCUUAGCUAGGAAAUACGAUCCCAAGAAAAAGCUCAAAGUUCUGUUCGGCACGCCUGAAUUCGUGGCUCCGGAAGUUGUUUGCUUUGAAAAUAUAGGUUACACAACAGAUAUGUGGAGCGUCGGAGUCAUUUGUUACGUUCUGCUUUCAGGACUUUCGCCAUUUAUGGGUGACAGUGACAUGGAAACAAUGGCUAAUGUUACCAGAGCCGAAUGGGAUUUCGAAGAUGAAAGUUUUGAUGACAUUUCUGAAGAAGCCAAAGACUUUAUCGAAAAACUUUUAGUGAAAGAUAAAUCAAAACGACUGAAUGCAUCCCAAGCACUUCAACAUAAAUGGCUCAGGCGAGAUGUUAAGAAGCAAGAAACUACUAUCGACAAGAAGAAACUGAAGAAGUUCGUCAUCAGAAGGCGUUGGCAAAAAGCAGUGAAUGCUCUCAUUGCUCUUAUAAGGAUGGGUGCAACUAUCUAGAUUUCUAUAGAAUCCACCUGAAGGUUCAGAUCAGAGAUUCUACGAAGAGAAUGACUCCCGCUCCAUUUGCAACUCAUUCCCGACCUUUGGAAUCCCAUUUCAACCAUUCUCAUGUAGAUCUGUACAGUCAUAUAAAUCAAUAUAAACUGUUUUUCAAUCUCCCAAUCAUAAUCAACAAGGACUCUGGAGAGCAAUAACCAAAUGUAGUCAAAUAGGUGAAUUUCAGCGUCAUGAUUGAACAUGACCUGGAAACAUCCAAAAAAAGAAUCGGCAAGUAGUAAAGGGCAAAUUUGUGCAUUUGCCCCUUCCUACACAGUAAAUAUGUGCCAUAAUAUCACCCUAAUAAAUAUUUCAUUUCUGAGAAGUUUAACUUUUCAUCGUUCCUUCCAAGGAGGUUGGGAAUCAAAAUUUACAGUCGACAAGAGCCGCAUUCAUACCUCGAGGUUAAAUUUCCCAAUAAGAUAAAAGAGUUUGUUUCCUAGACUCGUGCCAUAUAAAAUCCCUAUUGAGAAUUUAGACAGCACUGUAGUGAAGAAUAAAGUUUUAUUAUUUUUAUACAAAUCAGUAUCUCUAAUGCUAAUGGGUUUGGAACAGGAAACUUGUUCUGAUCUUCGGAAUUGCUCUCCUGACGAACUCAAGUCCCCGGCGAGUGUUUUUCAGUUGUUAACCUGCGCUCAAGAUCGUGUUUUACAAGCUUUUUCUUCUCGCAUUGCUACAGGACAUUAGGCAGAGAGCCAUUAGACUCUUUUCUGACGCAGUGCUUAUCUGAGGAAGUUAAGUCUUUUCUUAUCCCGCUAGAUUUUCAGAGAUUAGUUAGCUGUGACUCUCUCUCUCCUUGGGAAUGGGUUUAAUUUUAAAAUUUCCUUUGAAAAAUACCUUUACCUAGUUGUGUAAACACACAACAUCUUUGGAAAGUUUUUAACAAUUUUAUGUAUGAAGUGAAUUGAUAUCUACACGUCAGUAAGAAAUCCAGCUCGAUUUUUUGUGCUGUUCUUAUAUCGUGGCUCUAUCUUUAACUUGUCACAAAAAAUAUGUGCAAGCGAAAACUUUCUGCUGUUAUCUAAAACCCUUCAACAGUGCAAUGUACAUACAAAACCCAGCAUCUAGUCAGAAAUGAUGACGACUUCAGUGCUUUGAGCUGUUAUCAUUUAUCUAUGAUUUUUUAUUUUUGUUCUUGUUUUUGAAAAUAAAGAAAUUAUUUCAGUCCA
Messenger RNA from Argiope bruennichi, 2522 nucleotides. Its product is annotated as myosin light chain kinase, smooth muscle-like. Gene Ontology annotation, biological process: positive regulation of apoptotic process; intracellular signal transduction; protein phosphorylation. Gene Ontology annotation, cellular component: nucleus. Gene Ontology annotation, molecular function: ATP binding; protein serine/threonine kinase activity. Bases 316 to 1314 code for a protein of 332 amino acids. NCBI's taxonomy places the organism in Eukaryota, Metazoa, Arthropoda, Arachnida, Araneae, Araneidae. The record is from RefSeq and is a predicted model, not a curated record. The transcript is spliced from 11 exons.